This is a messenger RNA of Chaetura pelagica (chimney swift), 2395 nucleotides long. It is a transcript of the gene CEP85L, whose product is annotated as centrosomal protein 85kDa-like. Gene Ontology annotation, cellular component: centrosome. The record is from RefSeq and is a predicted model, not a curated record. The transcript is spliced from 13 exons. Bases 1 to 2346 code for a protein of 781 amino acids. NCBI's taxonomy places the organism in Eukaryota, Metazoa, Chordata, Aves, Apodiformes, Apodidae.
AUGGCCGAGAAGUGUGAGCCAUCAGUCUCCAGAGUAGGCUCAGAUUAUUCCUCAGUGGGAUGGUUACCUGGUACUGAAUCCCUGUGGCAGCCCACAACCAUUUCAUCAAGCAGUCAAAGCAAUCCUGUCAGAAGACACAGUAUAGCUUCCGACAGCGGGGACACUGGGAUUGGUACCUCCUGUUCUGAUAGUGUGGAAGAUCAUUCAACGUCAAGUGGCACAUCCUCGUUUAAGCCCAGCCAAUCACUGGCUUCAAUUCCCACUGCCCAUGUGAUGCCGUCUAAUGCCAGCUCUUCACUUUGCAAACACAGGGAAGCUUUCAAGUCUGAUGGCUCAAAAUGGAGUACAAGCUUUGUACGGUCAGGAGGAGGCAGAAAUAGAGGUGCCCUGGACAAUUCUCUUGACAUGAAAGAUGCAAGACCUGUAAGAAAAUGGUCCUCUUUGUCUAAGCUCAGCUCCCCCAACACCUUCAGCCAAGAUGGUAGUAGUAAUUCGGUGGAUUCCAGGGGUAGUACAGACAAAGCUGUGUCACCACAAUUGAGGACAAAUGGGCCAAGCUGUUUGCAUGAUAGCAUGGAGUUGCUAAAAAUUGAGGACAAAGAAACGGGGAAAAAGCGAUCUUCUGUACUGGACUGCAAAUACAAAUUUGAAACAUGCAGCAAAGAUGAUUUUGGUUCAGAUUCCUCAAAUAGGAGACAUGCCUUAGAUUUGACCUACAGUGCCUUACCUGAAAGCAAACCUGUGGCAGCCAGUUGUGAAGCUUUUGGACAGAGAUAUGCAACUCUGGGACAGCAGGCUGUGAGUGGAGCUCCCAUACAGCCGGCAGUGAGGACUCAGAUGUGGCUUAAAGAACAGUUACGUGCAAAUCCCCUGGACUGCAGGACUGCUGAGGAGCCCUACUGCAUGGCUGCCUGGCAUGUGCAGCAGCUCGAAGAUUUUAGAACAGGAAGUGAACAGCCUGUGCAGAUUCCAACUGGAACAUCUCGUCAGAGUUACCCAGCUACCAGCUAUCAGGACUUCAGCAACUGGGAAUCUCUAAUGAAAAUCAAAGAGGGCCUGCUCAGACAGAAGGAGAUUGUGAUUGAUCGGCAAAAGCAGCAGAUUAACAGUUUACAUCAGAGGAUACGCGAGAAUGAAUUACGAGCUCAACAUGCAAGACUGAGCCAUCUUGUACAGUGCGAAGAACCUUACAUGACUAAUUUGCAGCAACCCCAGUACGAGAGCACGCCACUGCAACCUCACGUUUCGGAACGAUCAACAUCCCACCUCGAGGAGCUUGAGCGAAAGAUUGCAGCAGCUGAGAAUAAGGAAUUGCAACUCAGUGAACUUGUAAAACAAAUUUCAAACAAAUCUAGUGAGGAGAAGAAGAAGAUGGAGGAAAAACUUAAAACUAGAGACCGAUAUAUUAGUAGCCUGAAAAAGAAAUUCCAGAAAGAGUCUGAGCAAAGCAAAGAAAAACAAAGACGAAUUGAAACAUUAGAAAAAUAUCUGGCUGACCUACCAACUCUGGAUGAUAUACAAGGGCAGGCUAAACAGCUGCAAAUUCUAGAAGAGAAGAACAAGCAACUUCAAGAAACUACGACUGAGUUAGAAAAGAAGCUCGCUGAGGCCCGAUCGCAGUGCAGAGAGACAGAAUUGCAACUGGUGGGUCAGAAGAAAAAAGAAAAAGAGCUGGUCACAACAGUACAGAGUUUACAACAGAAAGUAGAAAAAUGUCUGGAAGAUGGUAUUCGCCUUCCCAUGUUGGACACAAAACAGCUUCAGAGCGAGAAUGAACUUCUCAAAGAAAAGAAUGAGAGAGACAGCAAGGUUAUAGACAAUCAACAAAAUCAGAUAGCUGGACUGAUUUUAGACAUUCAGUCUAUGCAAGAGAAGCUUUUGCAAGAAAAGCUGCUAGUUCAGAAGAUGACAAAUGAUCUUGAAGAAAAAGAAAGUCAUAUAGAGCAGUUAAAUAAAGCUGUCUCUGAAAACCAAAGACUGAUGGAAGAGAAUGCCUGCCUGAAGGAGCAGAUGCACCAGGUGGAACAGUCCAGGCAGCCAGUAUCUGAGAAGAUGCCUAUAGCAGACCAGUUGUUCAAGGAAAUGUCCCAUUGCUUGUUUGACUUGAAAGCACUGUGCAGUAUUCUUACACAGAGAGCUCAGGGCAAGGAGCCUAACCUUUCCUUACUGCUGGGAAUCAGAUCGCUGAGCUGUUCAGCUGAAGAGAAUGAAAAUUACCACAGCACAGAAACCCUUUCAAAGAAGCUCUUGGAUGUUUGUCAGUUAAGGAAGGAUAUUGAUGAAUUAAGGACUAUAAUAUCGGACCGUUAUGCUCAGGACAUGGGGGACAAUUGCAUUACUCAAUGACAACAUUUCAUCUAAGCAAAUGACUUAUUAAAUGCUGCUGCGUCACAGG